Paramecium pentaurelia is the source of this 961-nucleotide messenger RNA. The record is from the annotation of a GenBank genome assembly. NCBI's taxonomy places the organism in Eukaryota, Ciliophora, Oligohymenophorea, Peniculida, Parameciidae.
AUGACAGAUUUUUUAUAAAAUUAUCUAAUAGGAGGAGUUUCAGCAGCGCUUACAAAAACAGCCUAAGCACCAAUUGAGAGAGUUAAAUUAUUGCUCUAAACAUAAGAUGCCAUUUAAAAAAUCUAAAAUGGAUAAACAAAGAGAUAUAAUGGAAUCAUCAAUUGUUUCUCACGAAUAUUAAAAGAAGAGGUUAUUUGAAUGAUAAAUUAUUCAGGGACUAUUAGCUUUUUGGAGAGGCAACUUCCCAAACAUCAUCAGAUUUUUCCCAGCACAAGCUUUGAACUUUGCAUUUAAGGAUACAUACAAAUAAAUAUUCAACAGAUAUGGUUUAUAAUUAAUAAUAUCUUAAAGACCCAAAGAAAUAGUCAUUCCUCUUUUUCUUAAGCAAUAUGGCUGCAGGGGGUGCAGCUGGUGCUACAUCUUUAAUUGUCGUUUAUCCACUUGACUUUGCAAGAACAAGAUUGGCAACAGAUAUUGGUAAAUAGGCUGAUCGACAAUUUAUUGGUUUGACAGAUUGCUUGAGCAAAAUUUAUAAGUCUGAUGGUUUCAUUGGAUUAUAUAGAGGAUUUGGAGUUACAAUUUUUGGUGUAAUGUUUUAUAGGGCAAUAUAUUUUGGUGCUUACGACACUGCUAUAAAGACAUUUGAUUUGCCAAAUCAUAUAUUUUAUAAAUUUCUUUUAGCUUAAUUUGUCACAUGUACUGCUGGAAUUUUAUCAUAUCCUUUAGAUACAAUUAGACGAAGAAUGAUGAUGUAAUCAGGUAUUUCUUUAUCAUUAUCUAUUAAUUAGGAAGAGCUGAUAUUCUUUAUAAAAAUAGUAUUCAAUGUUGUUAUAAAAUUAUAAAGAAUGAAGGAAUAAGAGGAUUGUUUAAAGGAUUUUUAUUAGAAUUCACUUCUAAAUUAGGAUUCUCAUUAAUGUUAGCUUUAUACUCUAAUAUAUAAUAAUUUUCUAACUUAAAUUGA